AUGGGCCUAAGAAGGAGCGGAAAGUCAUCUAUCUCUAGCGUAGUGUUCCAUAAAAUGCCGCCCCACGAAACCUUGUUCAUAGAAUCUACCGCAAGGCUCCAAAAAGAUUCCAUGCUCUCUUUCAUGGACUUCCAGGUCUGGGACUUUCCUGGACAAAUCGAUUUCUUGGAUUCAUCCUUCGACCUUGAUGCAAUUUUCGGAGAAAUUGGAGCUUUAAUUUGGGUGAUUGACGCGCAGGACGACUAUCUCGAAGCUAUCGCGCGACUCAACAGCACUUUCUUAAAUCUACAGCCACACUAUCCUCAAGUCAACAUCGAGGUUUUUAUUCAUAAAGUGGACGGUCUCUCAGAUGAUUAUAAGCUCGAUGUUCAGCGAGAUAUUGUCCAACGUAUCCAGGACGAACUCUCUGAUAACGGGAUCGAGAAUGCGCAAAUUAACUUCCACCUGACUUCUAUCUAUGACCACUCUAUCUUCGAAGCCUUUAGUAAAGUCAUUCAGAAGCUCAUCCCGCAUCUAUCGACGCUAGAAGCCCUUCUCAAUAACCUUUGCUGCUCCUCAGGCUUCGAGAAGUGCUACCUUUUCGACGUACUUUCCAAGAUCUACGUAGCUACCGACUCUUCACCUAUUGACAUGCCGUCUUACGAAAUUUGUAGCGACUUUAUCGAUGUUAUUGUCGAUCUUGCUGAAAUAUAUGGCUGGCAACGGCCACAGGACUACAUUAAUAAGCUAGAAGGCCCUCCUUGGAAUAAGCCGCUGAAAGACCAGGUCGCAUGCCCCGAAGUCGAGGCAUGCUGUGUAAUUAAUGACGGCAAGCGACCUAUAGUACUGCGUGAGGUCAAUAAGUAUCUUGCACUCGUGGCGGUCGCGCGUGAAGGAGCCUACAGCAAAAUGCCAUCUAUCACAGAAAAUAUUAACGUAACGGUAGAGGGCUUGUUAAAAGUAUUCGAAGUGACACAAGGCCGAAAUGAUUUGUCCGAAGGCCGAUGA
Blumeria graminis f. sp. triticale is the source of this 987-nucleotide messenger RNA. NCBI's taxonomy places the organism in Eukaryota, Fungi, Ascomycota, Leotiomycetes, Helotiales, Erysiphaceae. The record is from the annotation of a GenBank genome assembly.